This is a messenger RNA of Sporothrix schenckii 1099-18, 810 nucleotides long. Its product is annotated as short chain dehydrogenase (AtsC). The record is from RefSeq and is a predicted model, not a curated record. Gene Ontology annotation, molecular function: oxidoreductase activity, acting on the CH-OH group of donors, NAD or NADP as acceptor. The coding region runs from base 1 to 810 and encodes 269 amino acids. Lineage: Eukaryota; Fungi; Ascomycota; Sordariomycetes; Ophiostomatales; Ophiostomataceae. The transcript has 5 exons.
AUGUCUUCCUGGGUGAUUACCGGUGUCUCACGGGGACUUGGCUUCGAGUUUGUCCGCCAGCUCUCUGACAACCCAUCCAAUACCGUCUUCGGUCUCGUCCGCGACAAAGCAGCCGUCGAGUCCAAGAUUGCCGCUGAAAUCGGCCGGAAGAAUAUCCACAUUAUCCAGGCCGACACCACGGACCCAGCGGCAUUGGAGAAAGCAGUUCAGUAUAUUUCUCACAUAACCAAUGGCACCAUUGACUAUGUCAUAGCCAAUGCCGCACUUCAAGCCAAGACGGCGUUGGUUGGCUUUGAUACUUUGAGCCACGAUUCAAAAGCUCUUGAACAAGAUCUGAUAGACCACUUCCGAGUCAAUACCAUCGGCGCUGUCCAUCUUUUCAACGCUUUCAUGCCCCUGGUUUUGAAAGGCCGGGCCAAGAAAGUGAUUGCCAUCUCCACAGGCAUGUCGGACCCGGAGAUGACACUCCAAGCAGACAUCUACCAAGCCACCUCUUAUGCCAUAACCAAGGCGGCUCUCAAUAUGGCCAUCGCCAAGUUCAGCGCCGUGUACCGUGAGAAAGGCGUCCUUUGUAUGGCUAUAUGCCCUGGUGCCGUUGAUACCGGCAGUCUAAAUAUUGAAACUGAGGAGGAAGGACAGUUGGCUAUGGCUAUGUUUGGGAAGUUUAAACAAUAUUCACCCUCUUUCCAAGGACCUGCGAGGCCAGAGGACAGUGCGAAAUCGGUCCUGGCUCUCGUUAAAAAGGCAACCAUUGAUGAUGGUUAUGCAGGCAUCUUUCUCUCUCACACAGAAUCAAAGCCGUACCUAUGA